UCAGAAACUCCCGGACGCUGUACACACGCUGCUUCCGCCUCCAGACCGGAAGUGACGGUUUCCCUGGCACAGUGCACGCUGGGAGCAGAAGGCGGAGGAAGUGAUUCGACAGCUGUCAGCUGUGAGGAGAAGAACUCUGCAUAGAAUCGUAUAGUGCCAUUAUCUACAACUUAUAUUGCAAGAUGCUGCGCAGGAAGCCCACACGCCUGGAACUGAAACUUGAUGAUAUUGAGGAAUUUGAAAGUAUCCGUAAAGAACUGGAGAGCCGUAAAAAACAGCGAGAAGAGGUGGAUUUGUCUGCCAGUGAGGAAGAUGCUGCAGUGUCACUCAGUGAUGACUCUAAAACGAGAGAGCAAACUAUCCAUGACCGCAUUGGAUACAAACCACAGCCGAAGCCAAACAACCACACUGUACAGUUUGGAAACUUUGAGUUUUAGAGAAAAGAAAUGGACUUUACCUUGUUUUUUUUUUUAUGAACUGAAAGAACUGUUUAAUGAGCGGAAAUCAAUUUGUAUGGAUUAAUUUUUUUUUAUGUUUUUUUUUUUUUAUUAAUAUAAGUGUCAUAUUUUUGCAGUGCUUGGUGACAUUUGUUUUUGCUUAAAAAGUUACAUGUUAAAAAGAGUAACAAUUCUGGCAUAUUAGAAUGCCUUUCGGAAAGGUCCUAGUCCAGUUAAUAUGUGACUUGUUAAAGCCGUUGUAUACCCCACUUUUGUGAUUUUUUUUACCUACAGGUAAGCCUAUAAUAAUUUUCUAGCAUGUUUGGCAUUAUGCCUUACUAUAAAAAAAUUUGACAGGCAAAUCAUAUUUUGUGAAUCUUUUCCAAAGUUCCUUACAUGGAGAUCCUGCCAACACCAGAACGUCCUGUUAAAAAAUGAGUGCCAAGCCACAGCAUUUCAGGCAGCAGCAUUGUCAGUCUGGUCUGUGUGCUCCUUUAUUUUGCUGUUGGGUUGUCUGUCGGCAGGCCAUGCCCCUAAGGUCCUCAGACUAGAGCAAGGAUCUUCAAACUAUGGGCCUCCAGUUGUUCAGGAACCACAAUUCCCGUCAUGUCUGUGAAUGUCAGAAGUUUACAAUGCCUCAUGGGAUGUGUAGUUCCGCAACAGCUGGAGGGCCGUAGUUUGAGGAUCCCUGGACUAGAGGAAGAAAGAAGGUGCAAGUGUUAAGAUCAGCUGAUCAAUCUGAGUGUUGGGAUGAGGGGAAGCAUGCCAGUGUCUUGGACCUUCUGUACAUUUAGAAGUCCAUUUUUUUUUAACACAACGUCCACCCAAGAUGAAUUUUUUCCGAAUUAGAUUCAAAUUGUGAAUUAUAGGUGCAAGUUGUUUGAAUUGUCUGUGAAAACAUUUAUAAUUAAACCUCUUAGUGUUGCACUGUAGAGAACCAAAUAAAUGUUUGGUAGCUUUAGAAAAUUA
Rana temporaria (common frog) is the source of this 1406-nucleotide messenger RNA. It is a transcript of the gene CDC26, whose product is annotated as cell division cycle 26. Gene Ontology annotation, biological process: regulation of mitotic cell cycle; anaphase-promoting complex-dependent catabolic process; protein K11-linked ubiquitination. The transcript is spliced from 4 exons. The record is from RefSeq and is a predicted model, not a curated record. NCBI's taxonomy places the organism in Eukaryota, Metazoa, Chordata, Amphibia, Anura, Ranidae. The coding region runs from base 183 to 437 and encodes 84 amino acids. Gene Ontology annotation, cellular component: anaphase-promoting complex.